GCGCGGAGGCGUCGUCGUCACCCGCUUGCGGAGAGCCAACGGUCGCGAGCGCGCGCCGCAUCCAGCGCGAACAGCUGAGCGCAGCGCGGUACAGAACGACGUGAAAACACCGGCGCGCGGCACCCCUGUAUCCACUGAGGUAAGCGUCAGUCGAGUUGCCAUGUCGGCCAAAGCCAUCUCUGAGCAGACGGGGAAGGAGUUCCUCUACAAGUACAUCUGCACCUCAGCGGCCGUGCAGAACCGCUUCAAGUACGCCAGCGUGACGGGGGACACGGAGUGGGGGCGGCUCACGCAGGAGCACCCCUGGCUGCUAACGGAGAGACUCGUGGUGAAGCCCGACCAGCUGAUCAAGCGACGAGGGAAGCUGGGGCUUGUCGGAGUCAAUCUGGACCUGCGAGGGGUGCAGGAGUGGCUGAAAUCCCGUCUCAUGAAGGAGGCCACCGUGGGGAAGGCGAAAGGCGUCCUGAAGAACUUCCUCAUUGAGCCAUUUGUUGCCCAUAAGCAGGAGGAGGAGUUCUACGUGUGCAUCUAUGCGGCGCGUGAGGGCGACUAUGUGCUCUUUUACCACGAGGGUGGCGUGGAUGUGGGCGAUGUGGACGCCAAGGCCCAGAAGCUCCUGGUGGGAGUGGAUGAGAAGCUGAGCGAGGAGGCGGUCAAGAGACAACUUCUGACGCACGUGCCCAUGGACAGGAAGGAGGUCCUGGCCAGUUUUGUGGUGGGCCUCUUCAACCUGUACGAGGACCUCUUCUUCACCUACCUUGAGAUCAACCCACUUGUUGUCACCAAGGAUGGCGUGUUUGUGCUGGACAUGGCAGCCAAGAUCGACGCUACCGCCGACUUCAUCUGCAAGGCCAAGUGGGGGGACGUGGAGUUUCCCCCUCCCUUCGGAAGAGAGGCCUACCCCGAGGAGGCCUACAUCGCGGACCUCGAUGCCAAGAGUGGCGCCAGCCUCAAGCUCACUUUGCUGAACCCUCGCGGGCGCAUCUGGACCAUGGUGGCUGGAGGCGGCGCAUCUGUGGUGUACAGUGACACCAUCUGUGACUUGGGUGGAGUCAACGAGCUUGCCAAUUACGGGGAGUAUUCGGGGGCACCCAGCGAGCAGCAGACGUACGACUACGCCAAGACCAUCCUGUCCUUGAUGACCCGGGAAAAGCACCCAGAUGGAAAAGUGCUGAUUAUUGGAGGAAGCAUAGCCAAUUUCACGAACGUGGCAGCGACGUUCAAGGGCAUUGUGAGGGCCAUCAGGGACUACCAGGAGCCUCUCAAGGAGCACGAGGUCUCCAUCUUCGUGCGCCGAGGUGGCCCCAACUACCAGGAGGGGCUACGGGUCAUGGGAGAAGUGGGGAAGACCACAGGAAUCCCCAUCCACGUCUUUGGCACGGAAACCCACAUGACAGCCAUUGUGGGCAUGGCACUCGGCCACCGGCCCAUUCCCAACCAGCCGCCCAUGGCAUCCCACACCGCCAACUUCCUGCUCAAUUCCAGCGGAAGUUCUUCGACUCCGGGCACCAGCAGGACGGCUUCCUUCUCCGAACCCAGGGUUGCUAAUGGUGGAAUUCCUGCCAAGAAGGCCAGGCCAGGUGUUCCACCAGUGAAAGCCACCACGCUGUUUACCAAGCACACAAAGUCCAUCGUGUGGGGUAUGCAGACGCGGGCGGUGCAGGGCAUGCUGGAUUUUGACUACGUCUGCUCAAGGGAGGAGCCUUCUGUGGCCGCCAUGGUCUACCCCUUCACGGGAGACCACAAACAGAAGUUCUACUGGGGUCACAAGGAGAUCCUGUUGCCAGUGUACAAGAACAUGGGUGAUGCCAUGAAGAAGCACCCGGAGGUGGACGUACUCAUCAGUUUCGCCUCCCUGCGCUCUGCGUUUGACAGCACGAUGGAGACCAUGCAGUAUCCCCAAAUCCACACCAUCGCCAUCAUUGCAGAAGGGAUCCCUGAAGCCCAGACCAGGAGACUGAUCAAGAGGGCGGACGAGAAAGGCGUUACCAUCAUCGGCCCGGCCACAGUGGGUGGUAUUAAGCCCGGCUGCUUCAAGAUCGGGAAUACAGGGGGCAUGCUGGACAACAUCCUGGCCUCCAAACUGUAUCGGCCUGGCAGCGUGGCCUACGUGUCCCGUUCCGGUGGCAUGUCCAACGAGCUCAACAACAUCGUCUCCCGCACCACUGACGGCGUCUUUGAGGGCGUGGCCAUUGGCGGUGACAGAUAUCCAGGUUCUACUUUCAUGGAUCAUGUGUUGCGCUACCAGGACACCCCUGAGGUUAAGAUGAUUGUUGUGCUGGGUGAGAUUGGUGGUACAGAGGAGUACAAGAUCUGCGAUGGCAUCAGGACAGGGAGGAUCACCAAACCCAUGGUGUGCUGGUGCAUUGGGACCUGUGCAACUCUGUUCUCCUCAGAGGUGCAGUUCGGCCAUGCUGGGGCCUGCGCCAACCAGGCCUCUGAGACGGCCGUGGCUAAGAACCAGGCCCUGAUGGAGGCUGGGGCCUUUGUGCCGAGAAGCUUUGAUGAACUAGGCGACAUCAUCAAGAAGGUCUACGAUGACCUUGUGGCUACUGGCACCAUUGUUCCAGCCAAGGAGGUGCCGCCCCCUACGGUGCCAAUGGAUUAUUCAUGGGCUCGAGAGCUGGGUCUCAUCCGCAAGCCCGCCUCCUUUAUGACCAGCAUCUGUGACGAGCGCGGCCAGGAGCUCCUCUACGCUGGCAUGCCCAUCACCGAGGUCUUCAAGGAGGAAAUGGGGCUGGGAGGCGUGCUGGGUCUGCUGUGGUUCCAGAGGAGGUUGCCGCGCUACGCCUGCCAGUUCAUCGAGAUGUGCCUGAUGGUGACGGCAGAUCACGGGCCUGCGGUGUCUGGGGCUCACAACACUAUCAUCUGUGCCCGUGCUGGCAAGGACCUCAUUUCCAGCCUGACGUCAGGUCUGCUAACCAUUGGUGACCGAUUCGGAGGCGCAUUGGAUGCCGCAGCAAAGCAGUUCAGCAAGGCCUUUGACAGUGGCCUGCUGCCCAUGGAGUUUGUCAACAAGAUGAAGAAGGAAGGCAGGCUGAUCAUGGGCAUCGGACACAGAGUCAAGUCGAUUAACAACCCAGACAUGAGGGUUCAGAUUCUAAAGGACUAUGUGAAGCAGCACUUCCCUGCCACCCAACUGCUGGACUAUGCCUUAGAUGUAGAGAAGAUCACCACCUCCAAGAAACCCAACCUCAUCCUCAACGUGGAUGGCUUCAUCGGUGUGGCCUUUGUAGACCUGCUAAGAACAUGUGGUGGAUUCACAAGGGACGAGGCAGAUGAAUUUGUUGAAAUUGGAGCUUUGAAUGGUAUCUUUGUACUGGGCAGAAGCAUGGGUUUUAUAGGGCACUAUUUGGACCAGAAGAGACUGAAACAGGGUUUGUACCGUCAUCCUUGGGACGACAUCUCCUAUGUGCUUCCAGAACACAUGUCCAUGUAAACCAUGGCAGCAAAAGCCUGCGUGAAGAACAUCUAGGCUAUUAGUGCGAGAGACUAGAGGUACAAUUGUACGGUAGUUAAUAGGUUUGGCACAAGAUGUAGCUCCAGACCUAUCAUUAUUUAGGCAAAGAUUCUAAUUAGUUCAUUAAAAUGGAUAUUAACACCACUGUGACACUUUUACCACUGUGAACUAAAUCUCAGAUGUCAUAGUAGGAGGCUUACAGAAAUUGUGCGCAAAAUGUGAGUUUAGUUAGUCUAGAUGAGCAGCACAGACCUCAAGUGAGCCUCUGCUUCUGCGUUGUCCAUCAGUAAAAUCUUCUGUGAGUUAAUGGAAACCAAUACAGCAAACUCAUCGUCAGUACUGUAGAGUAUCGAGAUCACGUCCCAUACUGUCCAAUACAGCUAGCAACAGUUCUGCUUGUGCUCUUAUAUCUAACUACGGCCAGCUACUAUUAUGCUGCUGUGUAGCAGAGAAUGUCUUGUGUGCUCUUUAGAGUCGUACGUUUUAGAAUAAAAAGCUUGCUGUUGUGGUAAGCGCAUGAGUUAGACCAUUGUGUUUUUGCAUUGAAGGCAAGGUGGGUGCUGGUGCACGAAUGUACAACUUGGACUAACUGCUAGAGUGAUGAACCAUGCACCUUUCUCAAAGC
Messenger RNA from Scleropages formosus (Asian bonytongue), 4085 nucleotides. RefSeq names its product ATP-citrate synthase-like. Gene Ontology annotation, cellular component: cytosol. The coding region runs from base 161 to 3439 and encodes 1092 amino acids. The transcript is spliced from 28 exons. NCBI's taxonomy places the organism in Eukaryota, Metazoa, Chordata, Actinopteri, Osteoglossiformes, Osteoglossidae. Gene Ontology annotation, molecular function: ATP citrate synthase activity. The record is from RefSeq and is a predicted model, not a curated record. Gene Ontology annotation, biological process: fatty acid biosynthetic process; acetyl-CoA biosynthetic process; citrate metabolic process.